AUGCUGGCCCGUAAAGGCCUCCUGCCGGACGGGUUCCUGCUGACCCGGCUCGCUGAGGACCAGAACCAGCCGAACCGGAUCCGGUCCAGAGCCCAGAAAGCCCGGUUCAUCACCAAGACCGGGUCCUGCAACGUGGCCCACAAGAACAUCAGAGAGCAGGGUCGCUUCCUGCAGGAUGUCUUCACCACCAUGGUGGACCUGAAGUGGCAUUACUCCCUCCUCAUCUUCACCUCCUCCUUCCUCUGCUCCUGGAUGCUGUUCGCUAUGAUCUGGUGGCUCCUGGCCUUCGCUCACGGAGACCUGCAGCCCCGAGACCCCGAGGAGCCCGGCCGGGUCCCCUGCGUCACCGCCAUCCACUCCUUCACCUCCGCCUUCCUCUUCUCCAUCGAGGUCCAGGUGACCAUCGGGUUCGGGGGCCGGAUGGUGACGGAGGAGUGUCCUCUGGCCAUCACGGUGCUGAUCGUGCAGAACAUUCUGGGUCUGAUCAUCAACGCCGUGAUGCUCGGCUGCGUGUUCAUGAAGACGGCUCAGGCCAACCGCCGCGCCGAGACGCUCAUCUUCUCCAGGAACGCCGUCAUCGCGCCUCGGAACGGCCGGCCCACCUUCAUGUUCCGGGUCGGAGACCUGAGGAAGAGUAUGAUCAUCUCUGCCACCGUGCAGCUGCAGGUGAUCCGGCGCACGGUGACGGCGGAGGGCGAGGUGAUCCCCGUCUGCCAGCUGGACAUCCAGGUGGAGAAUCCUCUGAGGAGUAACGGCAUCUUCCUGGUGUCUCCUCUGAUCAUCAGCCACACCAUGGAGAGAGGAAGUCCUCUGUACGAGCUGUCGGCCCACUCGCUGGCCUCCGAGGACCUGGAGAUCCUCGUCAUCCUGGAAGGCGUGGUGGAGACGACGGGGAUCACGAUGCAGGCCCGGACCUCGUACACCCCGGAGGAGAUCCUGUGGGGCCGGCGCUUCGUGUCCGUGCUCACCGAGGAGGACGGACGCUACUGCGUCGACUACUCCAAGUUCGGCAACACGGUCCCGGUCCGGAUGCCCUCGCUCAGCGCCAAGGAGCUGGACCAGACCCGGGGGGUGCAGGACGGGGGGGGGGGCGACUCCCACCCGCAGGGCUGGGGGCUGGUCCGGGCCGGGAGGGGGGGGUUCAGGAGGAGGGGGGGCCGGACCUGCGGGGGCGCCGCCGCCCAGCCGUGGUACGACCAAUCAGAGACGAGCGACGAGCAGGAAGGACAGAAGAAGAAAGUUCAGCUGGAGGUGAUUGGACGACAGGAGGAGGGGCUAGGAGACACCAGCCAAUGA
Molecule: messenger RNA, 1296 nt
Organism: Scomber japonicus (chub mackerel)
Lineage: Eukaryota; Metazoa; Chordata; Actinopteri; Scombriformes; Scombridae
Gene: kcnj11l
Product: potassium inwardly rectifying channel subfamily J member 11, like
Exons: 5
Coding region: 1-1296 (431 amino acids)
Biological process (GO): potassium ion import across plasma membrane; regulation of monoatomic ion transmembrane transport
Cellular component (GO): plasma membrane
Molecular function (GO): inward rectifier potassium channel activity
Source: RefSeq, a predicted model, not a curated record